AUGCAUAUUAUCUAUCGUGGAAUUUUUCUUGUUAUCUGUUUUACAAUUGCAAUCGAAUGCCAAGGUGGUGGUGGUGGUGGUGGUGGUGGAGGUGGUGGCGGCGGUGGAGGAGGUGGUUUUCCUGGAGGAGGCGGUGGUAGUUCAUGUGUCGGUGAUAAUUGUUUUUAUAGUGCAGUUAUUGCGUUAAGUAUUUUUGGUGGUAUGAUUGGAUUAGUAUAUUUGAUCACUGGUGCUAUUAACUAUUGGAGAGGUCGACCAUCCCAAACAAAUGUAGAAUUUAUUAUGAAUGAUACUACUAAAAGUUGUAACCAAGAAAAAUCUGAUAUUACUAUGCUUAAAUCUGAUACUAGUAUGUUUAAAUCUGGUUAUUGGAAAAGUCAAUAUUUUCAAUAUGGAAAAUGGCAUGGACCUUGUCGAUUUUCUCUUACAUUCGAAAGUAGUUCGAUGACUGUAAAAGGAACAGGAUCAGACGAUAUAGGCAAAUUUACGAUUAAUGGAAUAUAUUCGCUGGAAACCAGUCGAUUAGGUUUAUCGAAAAAGUAUCAAUUGGGUACUGGUAAUAAAAAAGAAAACUUAGGACAUACAGUUACAAUUCAAUUAACAUGGAAUAAAACAAGCAAUCAAUUUGAAGGAAAAUGGUAUGUUCGAACAAAUAAAUAUCAUGGUAACGAUAAAUUUCAGCUCAAGUUUGAUGGUCGACACCUGUCAGCUAAGUUAAAUAGUGAUGAUAAAUCAUUGGGAUUUACUAUCAGUGGUGGUAUUGAUAAACCAGUUCACAGUUGUUUCACAUCUAUUAUUAUUUCACAUAUUUAUGAAAAUGUCUUGGCAGAUGGAGUUGAACAAUUAAAGUUAUAUGAUAUAAUAUUACGUGUAAAUGAUAUUGAUAUUACAAAUAUGAAACAGGAAACAGUUGUUGAUAUACUAAAACGAUCUGGAAAGCAAAUUAAAUUGUUCAUACGUCGUCUCUCACCACCAAUUAUUCAAAUAAUCGAACUACAAUAUAAUGGAAGAUUAGGUAUUCGUAUUACUGGUGGAAUAGGAAGCGAAUAUAUUCCAGAUGAUCAUGGGAUAUUUAUUAAGCAUAUCGAUAUAUUACACUCAAAUAAACGGGUACAAAUAGGUGAUCGAUUAUUACAAAUUUCAUCCAUGUGUAAUACUUACGAUUUACGAUUUGUUACAUAUGAAAUGGCGAAAAAAUAUAUCGAAUCAGCAUGCGCAUUGAACCAAAAGAUUAAACUAUGCAUUGGCCGUUCAAGAUCUCCUGUUCAAUUGUAA
This is a messenger RNA of Adineta steineri, 1275 nucleotides long. Lineage: Eukaryota; Metazoa; Rotifera; Eurotatoria; Adinetida; Adinetidae. The record is from the annotation of a GenBank genome assembly.